This is a messenger RNA of Physella acuta, 4098 nucleotides long. RefSeq names its product cyclin-dependent kinase-like 5. The record is from RefSeq and is a predicted model, not a curated record. Gene Ontology annotation, cellular component: dendrite cytoplasm; nucleus. Gene Ontology annotation, biological process: regulation of dendrite development; positive regulation of axon extension; protein phosphorylation. Gene Ontology annotation, molecular function: ATP binding; protein kinase activity. NCBI's taxonomy places the organism in Eukaryota, Metazoa, Mollusca, Gastropoda, Physidae.
CGAUGUUCUAGUUUGAAUUGUUAGCCUAUAUAUAUAUAGAUUUAAUCUGUAGACAAUGAAGCUGUAGUUAUUUAGCUUAUUAUAUUAAGACCGACUUUUCUCGGAACUUGGAAUCCCCGCUAGGGCCCCAAGAGCAUAAGGUCCAGUGGCAUUGUGGGUAUGUUGGCAAGGAAAAUAUUAUGGCGGAUUGUUUACAGCAGAGACGGAGCUUGACGGCCUGUUCUGCCUCAGCUAGCACGAAGGACAAAAUUUAAUACCGGACAUUAUUGAGAAACUAUACCCAUGUGUCCUAAGUACUUAAAAACUCAUUAAAUCAUUCAGAAUGUUUAAUAAUAAUCAUCAGUAACAGAUAUUGAACAGAUAUUUCCUAACUUACCUAAGUAUGACUACAUCACUCAGAAGAACACCAUAGUCAAUUCAAGAUUCUUGGCUGCUAGUUGUAAAUGAUAAAAGUUGAGACGCCAUUUUUGUAAGCAAAAGUUUACAUUUUUGUUUAAGCCUGGAUAGUGUAGAUAUCAGUGUGUGCUGACAUGAAACUAGACAAUGUAAUGAACAAGUACGAAGUCAUUGAUAUAGUCGGUGAAGGUGCCUACGGUGUGGUGAUGAAAUGCCGCCAUAAGGAAAACGGAGAAAUGGUGGCCAUCAAAAAGUUCAAGGACAGCGAGGAAAAUGAAGACGUACGACGUACCACCAUGAGGGAACUAAAAAUGCUGAGGUCACUGAAACAGGAGAACAUUGUGGAGCUGAGAGAAGCCUUCAAACGGAAAGGGAAACUUUACUUGGUUUUUGAAUAUGUGGAGAAGAACAUGCUAGAACUGCUCGAACCCUUCCCCAAUGGGAUACCUUUUGAAAAAACUAGGAGCUUGACCUACCAGCUAUGUAAGGCAGUUCAGUGGUGUCAUUCAAGGGACAUCAUUCAUAGGGAUAUCAAGCCAGAAAAUCUCUUGAUCAGCAAGGAUGGAGUUCUUAAGCUUUGUGACUUUGGUUUUGCCCGCACUAUUAACGCUGGCUCUAAUGGUCUCUACACUGACUAUGUUGCUACACGGUGGUACAGGUCACCUGAGCUCUUGAUAGGAGCCCCCUAUGGGAAACCAGUGGACGUGUGGGCCAUUGGCUGCAUCAUGGGGGAGCUGGCUGACGGUCAGGCUCUGUUCCCUGGGGACAGUGAGAUUGACCAGCUGUUUGUCAUCCAGAAGAUUUUAGGCCCACUGCCAGAGGAUCAGAUGAAAAUUUUUCUAAAGAACCCCAGGUUUCACGGGCUUAAGUUUCCUGCCGUCAAAAGGCCAAAGACCCUAGAAAAGCACUACCAUGGAAUCCUGACAAGCGUAGCAUUGGAUUUUAUGAAGUCUUGUUUGAGUCUUGACCCUUCUGAGCGUGCAGUUGUUGAUGACUGUAUCAGCCAUAUUGUCUUCCAAACUGACCGCGCUAUUGACCGGCACCCCUGUCAGCCUGUCAACAGUGGACACAGUUCCAGCAAGAAGAGGAGGACGGAGAAUCACAGGGAAACAAAUGUAGAGCAGGAUGAAAACAAUCCAAUGGAGGUGGACCCAACACUGGACAGAAAGACAACUGAGAAAGAGGAAGAUGAUGAGAUUAACUCUAAACCCCUCCACCCUCCUGUCAGCAGUAAAUAUCUCAAGCAGGUUCGCAACCAGACCACCGCCAACAGUAUAAGAAACACACUAAAGAGCGCAGAUCACACAAAGGAGACAGCUAACAGCGACAACACUUCAACUGACCAGCCCAACCCCAGUACUGACCACACCCCUGCCGUACACCACUUCCAGAGCACGCCUGACCCCACAGCCAGUCUACGUGAAUCACAAAACAAAACACUGGCCAAAGACACAUCAGACUCCAACCAGCAGCUCAUCAGCACGAAACACUCACCAGACGACACACCCAACAGCUCUAUACAGCACCUCCCAAACAGCCCUGUACAGCAUAAACAUGAGCUCCAACCAAAAGACAGUCACCACAGGGCCGGUUCCAGUUUUUCCAAGUCAGCUGUAGAUAUUUACGAAAAGGACCAGGGACUAACUACCGGGACUCACCAAACAGAUUUGACAUUUACAGAAUCACAAAAAAAAUUGACUGGCCCUACCAACCACCAUGACAACCACCACCUCUUGACUUUUGCUGACUUCCGAGUGGGCAACAUCCUGGACUACACCCCAGCCACUAACCCAGCCAGUCACCCAGCCGUGGGUAAACCUGGUAAAAAAACCAAAGAGCAGAGGGGCGGUGAGGUGGUCAGUGAAAAUCUGGAGACCCCAGAGAACAUGGAGUGGAUCAACACAGACUCCAGGUUUCUCAAACUAAAGACGAGCACGCAUCAGGACAAUGUCCUGGAGGGACCAACCAUCAGAUACAACGACACCUCAAGUCCUGAUAAAUCAGACUGUCAAAGCAAGCAGAAACCAGCCAGUUACUACACAAACACAAACACAUACACAGUUAACGUUGAUGCUCAUGGCAUUGCUGUCAGUGGCAAUGGUUCUCAAAAUGGCAACCGCACAAUUACAUCAUUUUCCUCAAGUAAAAUCUCCAGUAGUCCCCCAUUAGAGAAGAAAAAGCCGACACAGUCCCAGUUCCUGACAGCCACAACACAAAAUGAGAUCCAGCGCAUCAAGUCAAGCACCCUGCUGAAAAAAAUCAACAGAGAGAACAGGGAGGCAACAAAGGACAGUCUAGCACAGCUACAGCCUGUCCAGACAAUCACAGACAAACUCUCUGAUGCCAGGUUACAGGGAGUAGUGGACAAAGGGAGAGAAUCUGUUAUGACAUCACAACAAAGGAACACUAGAAGCAGAUUUUUAGACAGCCCACUGGAUUUAUAUGAGUCAGAAUUUGGUCAUCCACAGAGGGACAUUAGAGACAAUCGUUUUUUACAAGCAUCAAACAGUAGGCAAUAUGGCAGAUACCCACCAUACAACUUGAGAAUAGAGUCCCCAUCUGUUGGUCCGUUUAUGUCAUGGAGAAUGUCUGAAGGUACAAGUCAAAAUGUUUACAAUCUUGUGAGAAAAAAAAAGAAAAAGUUUGUCCAGGUGCCUGAGCCAUUUGAGGAUGGACGUCUUUCCCCCUCGGUAACCUUACGGAACACCUCUCGCCUGUCACGCUAUGACCCAGUAGACAGAGAUGACGCAGACUCAACAGUGGACAACACGAGCCCCAGGGAGCCCUACCUCACCCAGCACAACUUAGUCUCCACCCCCGUGCCACAUCAGUCAAGUAAUGCAGCACGAGGGAUUGACCAGCGAAGAUCUUUUAAACAACAGCCUGUUGGCUAUAGACGAAAUGCUGCCCCUAACACCCCCAUUGAAAGAGUAGGAAGACUACAACCCCUGAGUAAAGGACAAACACAGACGUUCUCCAACCAGCCAGCCAAUGCAAACAAUGAUAUCUCCCCCACAUCUAAACCCUAUGGCAAACAUACAGACAACAAGUCAACAGUUGCGUCUUCCAUACCCAGCAACACCGAGGACCUUCGUCUGAUUGGUUCUAAGUCCAGACAAGGAAUUCCUCUGAUGGAAGAAGAUUCCGGGCCCAGAUUGUUUACUGGGUACAUAGAGUCCAGGAUGGGAAGACGGCCAAGCAAAUCAGGGAAGAGCUCGGAACUAAAAUAAACAACUGACAACAGCUGAUGAGGAUGUUCAUUUGUGGAUACAACUAUUUUUUUAUUUCUCUGCAGCAAAGAUAUUUAAGAAAAUCUUGCAUUUAUUUAGAACUGUAAACAAAUUAUGAUCAGGCCAGAAGAUAUUGUCAUUCAUUCUAGUGUGUGCAUCAUUGCAAUAGUUUCAUUAAAUUAAUAUAUAAUAAUGAAAAUUCUUGAGCAUUAGAUUUCAGUCAUUCCAUUUUUAAUCCGUGAAAUGUUUUCUGUUAUUUUCAGUAAAAAUUGAUCAAUCUGAUUGUUUGUGCAUAUUAAGUUAAAUUUAAAUUAGGCCUAUAUAUUUAAAGUUUUUUAAAGUGAAUUUUAAUGAUAUCAAUCACCAAUGCAUUAGACAUUAUUAUGCAGUUAUGUAUGAGAAGUGGUACCUCUACGGUAAGUUUAUGGAAACUGGUACUUCAAUGGGAAGUGGUAUCUCUAUGGUUAGUGUA